CGGAGCCCCCACCGUGUGGGGGAGAAGGCGGGGACGGUCAGGCCGCGCGGGCUCUUUAAGACCGUGUUCGUGCUAACGCCGACCGUGAGUAACCUGGUCCCAGGUCCCGGGAGAAACCUUGAGUUGGCUUGGUCUAAAUAGGAGGAUGAGAGUUCAGACCUCUAGGCGUGGAAUUUGGGGCUCCUGGAGAGGGCGGUGAGACUAAGCAAGGACGAGUUCCAAAGGGAGGAGAGUCCCCCACCUGGCUUCAGCGCCCACGCGGCUGGUCCUUCAUGAUCUCGAUGCAGAGGCCUCCAUGGCUGUGAUAAGCCUUCUGUUCUUGGCAGUGAUGUAUGUUGUGCACCACCCCUUGAUGGUCAGUGACCGGAUGGACCUGGACACACUAGCCAGAAGUCGGCAGCUGGAGAAGCGGAUGAGCGAGGAGAUGCGCCAGUUAGAGCUAGAGUUUGAAGAGAGGAAGCGAGCAGCUGAGGAGAAGCAGAAGGCAGAGAACUUCUGGAGAGGAGACACAUCCAGUGACCAGUUAGUGCUGGGGAAGAAAGACAGGGGGUGGCCGUUCCCGGCGGAUGGCCAGGAGGGGCCGCUGGGCUGGAUGCUGGGAAACCUGUGGAACGCUGGCCUCUUUUGCUUUUUUCUCAUCUUUGAGCUCCUACGACAGAACAUGCAGCACGAGCUGGCCUUUGAUUCCAGCAGCGAUGAGGAGGAGGAGGAGGUCCGUGGCGUGCCUGUCACCUCCUACAACUGGCUUACCGACUUCCCCCCGAGGGAGGUCCUGGAAUCCUUUCACAAACACAUCCAGAACGUCACCCGGGACCUGCCCUGCACCUGCGAGUUCGUGGAGAGCUUUGUGGACGACCUCAUCAAGGCCUGUCGGGUGCUCAGCCGCCGGGAGGCUCACCCACAGUUGGAGGACUGCCUGGGCAUCGGGGCUGCCUUCGAGAAAUGGGGAACCCUCCACGAGACCCAGAAAUUUGACAUCCUGGUGCCCAUUGUUCCCCCCCAGGGCACUAUGUUUGUGCUGGAGAUGAGCGAUCUGGCCCUAGGCCGCCGCUGUGGCUGCGUGCUGGUCGAGUCGGAAUGCGUGUGCAAGCGUGAGAAGCUUCUGGGGGACGUGUUGUGCCUGGUGCACCACCACAGGGACCACUCAGCCCUCCUGGGCAAGUGUAACAGCUCCAUCAAGGCGGCUCUCUGCACCGGCUCCUACCUGGAUGUGUGUAAGACCGUGCAGUGGUUCCGGAACAUGGUGGGCAAUGCCUGGGCCCUCGUGGCCCACAAGUAUGACUUCAAGCUCAGCCUGCCACCGUCCACCACCUCCUGCAAGCUCAGGCUGGACUACCGCUCAGGCCGCUUUCUCUCAAUCCGCCUGGUCCUGGGUGUGCAACGGGAAGACACCUUGGUCUACCUGGUGAGUCAGGCCCCUGACCAGGAACAGUUCACCAGCGUGGACUGGCCCGAGUCCUUUGCAGCCUGUGAGCACUUGUUCCUAAAGCUGGUCGGGCGUUUUGCUCCCGAGAACACCUGUCACCUCAAGUGCCUCCAGAUCAUUUUGAGUCUCCGGGACCUUCAGAGUUUACCCCAGGGAGCUUCCCGCCCCAUCCUCACCUCUUACCACUUCAAAACAGCCCUCAUGCACCUGUUGCUGCAGCUGCCCCUAACAGACUGGCAGCAUGGCAUGCUAUCCCAGCGGCUCCAGGACAUCCUCUGGUUCUUGGGCCGAGGCCUCCAGCGAAGGUCUCUCCAUCAUUUCCUCAUUGGUAACACCUUCCUGCCCCUGACCAUCCCGAUCCCUAAGACAUUUCGUAAUGCUGAGCCCGUCAAUCUCUUCCAACACCUGGUGCUAAACCCCAUGGCACAUUCACAGGCAGUGGAAGAGUUCCACAACCUUCUGACCCAGGUGAAAGCUCUGCCCUGUGCCUCGCUGGCUGGGGCACAUUAAUGUACAGGCCAUUAAAAAGGGGGAGAAGGUAUUUCUGAUUCUCAGGCUGCAAAAGAGUUUAUUUUUAAGACACAUCAGCAGUAUACGUGAUCUUCACCUUGCCAGUGGGGGCUAUGAUAGAUUAAGACACUUAGGAGUACGUGAAGUGGUCAUGAGGAGGGGUCCAGUCUGCAGGGCCUAAUCAAGGCUGGGUCUUUGAAGUUUUCUUCUCCUGACUUAACUUUCAUCAUGACCCAAAGAGGGCCCAGGGUAACAGAUGUUAUGGGAGGAUCUUGCUGCUAAAGAGUUGAGAUCCAGAAGAGGCCUGUGAAGUUGGGUUUUGUAGCAACACUGGAAGUCAGAGAACCAGAGAAUACUUCCAUUCCAGCUUAUUCCUUCUUUUGUGAACGACUCUGAGCACACCCCUUGUAAACUGGUUUCCUUAUUGAACUCAGCCCAACUCAUAUCCAAGCUGAUAGCACUCCAUUUUAUCCCAAAUACUGUGAUGGUAGCUUCUCGUAUUUUAGGAUCGAAUUUUUCAGACCUCCACUAUUUGAAGAUAUAACCAAGAUGUUUAUUUGCCAUUUUCUUAAUUUAGCCCGAGUUUCAUAUGAUA
Messenger RNA from Eubalaena glacialis (North Atlantic right whale), 2531 nucleotides. It is a transcript of the gene ITPRIPL1, whose product is annotated as ITPRIP like 1. The record is from RefSeq and is a predicted model, not a curated record. NCBI's taxonomy places the organism in Eukaryota, Metazoa, Chordata, Mammalia, Artiodactyla, Balaenidae. The coding region runs from base 296 to 1936 and encodes 546 amino acids. Gene Ontology annotation, cellular component: membrane. The transcript is spliced from 3 exons.